Cucurbita moschata (crookneck pumpkin) is the source of this 1075-nucleotide messenger RNA. RefSeq names its product protein HEAT-STRESS-ASSOCIATED 32. The coding region runs from base 109 to 960 and encodes 283 amino acids. Lineage: Eukaryota; Viridiplantae; Streptophyta; Magnoliopsida; Cucurbitales; Cucurbitaceae. The record is from RefSeq and is a predicted model, not a curated record. The transcript is spliced from 5 exons.
ACGGAUGGAAAAAGUGGAGCAAAUGUCUGUAAAUAUGCCCAAAAUUUCCGAGGAAGGAGAUGGGAGAAUUACUCUGGUUCUGAUUCAACCAUCACUCCCUUGGAGGAAAUGUCUGCUUAUUGGUGGAAGACCUUCGCUGGGGAUGAAGAUCGACCGGAGAAGCCUCGGCGAUGUGGAGUUACAGAGAUGAGAAGUCCUCAUUACUCUCUCUCUAGCCAAGAUAUGAUUCAGGAAAUUUUCGAGUCGAUGGGUCAAUUUGUCGAUGGAUUAAAGUUCUCCGGAGGUUCGCACAGCCUGUUGCCGAGGGAGUUUGUGAAAGAGGUGACGGAAAUGGCUCAUCGACAUGACAUUUAUGUCAGUACGGGCGACUGGGCGGAGCAUUUACUUCGCAAAGGUCCGUCGGGUUUCAAAGAGUAUGUGGAGGAAUGCAAGCUCAUGGGAUUUGAUACUAUUGAGCUUAACGUAGACUCGCUUGAAGUUCCUGAAGAAACUCUUCUGAGAUAUGUGCGCUUGAUUAAGAACGGUGGCCUUAGGGCUAAGCCUCAAUUUGCAGUGAAGUUCAAUAAGUCGGACAUUCCCGCUGGCGAUCGAGCAUUUGGAGCUUAUAUUGUUCCAAGACCUCGAUCUUCUGAACUUGUAGAGGAUGUUGAUCUUUUGAUCAGAAGGGCUGAGAGAUGCCUAGAAGCUGGGGCAGACAUGAUAAUGAUCGACGCAGACGAUGUCAGUAAACACACUGAUUCUCUUCGAACAGACAUUAUUGCCAAGAUCAUUGGGCGUCUUGGCCUAGAGAAAACAAUGUUUGAAGCAUCGAAUCCCCAAAUGUUGGAGUGGUUUAUCAAUCAAUACAGCUCAAAGGUGAAUCUCUUUGUGGAUCACUCCCAAGUUAUGGAUCUUGAGUGCCUCCGAGGCCGCAACCUGGGUAAAAACCACUCCUCCGUUCUUGGUUCAUCCUACUUUUAAACUCCAGAGAUUUAUGUUCAAGAUCGUAUUGUUGCAGUGUGUUUUGGUGCUUAAAAUGAUCAAUUCAAAAACUACUUUUGUAAGAAUCUCUGUCAAUAAAUAAAUUUUGUUUUUU